Messenger RNA from Prunus armeniaca (apricot), 546 nucleotides. The record is from the annotation of a GenBank genome assembly. Lineage: Eukaryota; Viridiplantae; Streptophyta; Magnoliopsida; Rosales; Rosaceae.
AUGGCAGAUCAUUACCCAAAAGAGACCAAGGAGAGUCAGAGUCCCACCAAGGUAGGAGAGGAAGGUCAAGGUUGUGGGAUGUUUGAUUUCUUGAAGAAGAAGGAAAAUGAGAAGCCCCACCAGGAGCAGGAGCAACAUAAGCACACUCUUGCCGAAAAGCUCCACCACCAUGGUGGCGACUCUAGCUCGUCCAGCAGUGACGAAGAAGGUGGAGAGAAGAAGAAGGGACUGAAGGGCAAGAUCAAGGAGAAGAAAUCAGGCAAAAAUGAAGAGGGAGAUGCUUACCACUCAUCAGUUCCAGUCGAGAAAACCCAUGAUAUCAAAAAUGGAGCACCGCAUGCAGAUGAUAAGAAGGGCUUUAUAGAGAAAAUCAAAGAAAAGCUUCCUGGACAACACAAGGAGGCUGAACAUGGUGCUCAAGCAGAGUAUCAUGCUGUGGAUGGCCAUUCCCAUGAAGCUGAGCCUAAAAAGGGAAUCUUGGAGAAGAUCAAAGACAAGCUCCCUGGAGGUCACAAGAAUGAAGAGGAGAAGCCAAAGGAGUAUUAG